UCUCUCUUUCUCAUCAAGUUGUCCAGCGUUUAGACUGUAAAAGAAACACCUCCGUUGCUUGUCACAGCGUAACGCAUUCUUCUCCACAGAUGUACCCAGGCCAACGCUUGCCCGCGAACUCGUUUUGUGAAGAGCUGCUCGACGCAACACACACUCAACGCUAUUCGAUGGAUCAUGACGACAUUCAGUGGAUGUGUCCUGUCAUGAGCAGUAACUCUGCGUUUUCUAGUGACCAUACAAAACGCUAUAUGCGGUCACCUGUCCGGGAAUCGACCCCGUAUCGAUCUCAGUACCUCUCGAACAUCAGUCCACCCCCCUGGCAUACUUUCCCACGAGUAUUCUCUAUCCAGUCGACACCGUGCCCCGGACAUCCGACGUACACGCAAAUGAUAUCGUCGCCAAGUCCUUUGUCUCGCAAUACGGCCUUGCUCCGCCCAGAUUUCUCACCUCCGUUUCAAGGGAACACGCCCUUUGAGCGACAAUUCACCAGCGACCUUCCCUUCGCCGAAUAUAUCAGUUUCAAUACCGACCUGUCUCCGGUUUCCCGGAAGGAUUCCAUUCACUCUUCUCAAAGUUCUUCUCUUACUGAUAUCCGAAGUGGCACAACGCCUCUGUGUAACGACAGGGCCCGGAAUUUGGAACUGUAUUCAACGACCGAACGUGUAUCCUUAAUCGAGAGGUUUAAGUCCGUUGCCCGAGACCCUGAUGGCGAUUCCCAAAAGCGUUCAAUAUCACCUAUCUCUGACGCUUCAUCUCUUACUCCGUUGUCUUCUCCAGACCAGUUUGUCGGACGGCAUGCGCCAAGGGAAGCGAGUACACCCCCCACUUCCCCUGUCCAAUAUUCCUUCCGGAAUGCGACGGAGACCGCCGAAACCAAUCGUCCUGCUCGUGAUCUGCCUUCAGUAUACUUGACACAAGAAUCAAGUAAACGAUCCGAUGAUUUUGAACGGAAGCGAAAGCCAGUUCCAGCAUGCCACUACUUCGCACACAUGGGCGAAAAUUGUCACAAGCGAAAGAAGUUACGGCCACUAAACGAAACCGAUGCUAUAUCUAUCCUACCAAUUUUCGAUUGCGAUAAACCCACACGCCGUCUCCUGCCAGCUGGUAUUCCGUAUCAUCCACAGUUUUCACUGUUCUACAGGCGUUUCCCCGUUAGCUCUCACAUUCAAACUGCAGACGGAAUAUUCGCACCCCUUAGCUCAAGCUUGCAGCACCCUGGCGGACUAUAUAACCCUCCACAUAGUGCCUUAGAUCUGUACACUCCGCGCUUCGUACGGGGCUGUGGGACUAGCAAAGUUGGUCUAUGCCCGGUAUGCGUGGAGAGUCCUGGUCGAGGAGGAAGUGGCCAAUGCGUGUGGCUUUCCAUGAAGUUCUCUGCGUACAAUUACCACAUGCAAUAUGGGCACGGCAUAUCAGCAGUGUCAUCUACUCCAUUUUCUCCGCCAGUUAGUUUCCGCACGACGAAACGGCGCAAUCCUGGAAAAAGGGAGCGCACGCAUAUACUCGAGGGGAAAUGUCACAAGUGUAAGAAGUGGAUUCCCGUCGAAAGCUUGAAAGAGUUGGAGAUCAAGGUAUUGCACUUUCAAUAUUAUUCGUGUAAUUGUAACAACAUCGAUCAAGGUCAAGGAAAUCUACUGGUACGUGUGUUGAUGGAACCGGUUCUCGGACCUCACUGGCGCAGGUGGAAGCAUGCUGCGGCAUGUCAUCAAGGAACUCACAUCGAAGGCGACAAUGAUUUUUUCGAAGACGAUGACGUCUACCGCAAAGUUCGGGAACUUGAUCUGUGACUCUACAGCUCCCUCAAAUUUCUCUAUUCCAUUGCUUGACGUUCUGAACGUAUUUCUCCUCCGCUUCCCUUCGCUGUUAUUAUGGUUCGUUUGCGGUGCUCAAAUCCUGGUCCGUCAAGUCAUGUGUUCGCUCUCCAAGCAUGUUGUACCACUACCUCAUCGAUGCGUCGCGUUCUCCUCUUGUAAUUUUGUUUCUAGAAGGCGCAUGUACCCAUUGUCAGAAUAGUUAUCGUUAUGCCGUAUUAUCGUUUUUCCUCGAAUGCCACGCGAUUCGGA
Molecule: messenger RNA, 2063 nt
Organism: Pisolithus orientalis
Lineage: Eukaryota; Fungi; Basidiomycota; Agaricomycetes; Boletales; Pisolithaceae
Exons: 4
Coding region: 90-1787 (565 amino acids)
Source: RefSeq, a predicted model, not a curated record